GCAGUCGGUGGGCGACUUGAAUGGAUGGUGGCCUUUGGCUGGCGGCAAGGUCUUGUUGAAUGCUGAACCAGUUCUGGUGAUUCAGUUCGGCUCAAAUUGCCGUUGUGGAAGGUUGUCAGUGACGGUUGGAUCUGUGCAGUGCUAUUUCUAGUUGAUCGCGUGGUGUAGUGAAGUUCAGUGUGUGGUGCAAUCUUGGCCAGUUCUCGCCAUGCCGGCGUCAAAGAACAAGAAGAAAUGUUCGGCCACCAAUGUGACCAUUGAAGCCAACUACACGGACGUGGAUUGCAAGGUUGUGGUUGUGGGCGAUUCAAAAUGUGGAAAAACGUGCAUGAUUCAACGAUUUGCAUCAGACAAAUAUAACGAGGUGUACACGCCUACUGGAUUCGAGAAAUAUGCAGUGACGUACAACGUGGGAGACUACAGGGCGCACUUCUCCAUCUGGGAUACUUCAGGGGCAGCUGCCUACGACACAGUCAGACCACUUGCCUACCAAGAUGUGAAAGUCUUCUUACUGUGCUUCAGAGUUAGUGAUCCGGAAUCACUGGAUAAUGCUAUUAAAAAGUGGUAUCCUGAAAUCCGGCAACACUGUGAAAGCACGCCAGUAAUUCUCUGUGGCUGUCAAAGUGAUCUAAGAAAUGAUAUUGAAACGAUAUCCAUCCUGGCCAAACAACAUCGAAUUCCUGUCACAUCAGAACAGGCUGUGUACGCUAGUCGACAAAUAAACGCGACCACCUACGUGGAGACGUCGUCGAAAACGUCGGUGAAGGGCGUGAGGGACGCAUUCGAGGUGGCGCUCCUAGCGGCUCUCGGCAAACUCAACAAGAACCACGCGCUACAACGUCACAAGGCCUACCACCACAACACAUCUGCACAGCGCAGCAAAAGCAAGCUGGACCUCAAGUCCGAGCUGAAGGACCGCGCCAAGAGCUGCUCGCUGAUGUGACCAUCCGCUAGCACACAGGUGCUCGUCAUGUCCACUGUGCGCUGUGUCUGUCACAGUCUCUCACUAGAAAGCUUUAAUGACAAACUCAGUUCAGGUUAGGUCCUAACCUAACCUUGCCUAAGCCGCCUUACAACAACGGACACAAUAACCAAAUAGACUUGAUCUCCGAGAUUAUUAAUUAUUUUACAAUGUGCUGAGAAAUUUCUAUGCGGAAAUUAUUUUUGUUUUAGAAGUACUUUUGUUAUGAUGGUUUUGAUUGUAAUAUUGUCGGUGAUGACCUGUUGUGGUGAAACUUGUUUCGAUCUGAGACCUGUUUCAUGAAUCCAUCCUUCAUCCUUGGUAUUCCAACAAAUCGAUAUUAACAGUAAUUUUUCCUCUAUCUGUAUUAUGAAUUCCGUACCGCCACUGUACCUACAUGUUUGAUAAAAUUUAUAAUCACCUUCAAUAUGGCAGGAGGACCAAUUUAUUGUUGGUAAUGACCAGUUAUGGUGAAACCAUUGUUUCAAUCUGGGACUUGUUUCAUGAAUUAAACUUCAUACUUGAUAUUUCAACAAAUCGAGAUUAACAGUAAAUUUUCCUCUAUCUGUAUUAUGGAUUCUGUACCGCCACUGAUACCUUCUUGUACAUUUGAUACAUUUUAUAAUCACCUUCAAUAUGGCAGGAGGUCUAAUUUACUGAUUCUGCUCAUUCUGUGUGUCUGAAGCCUCACUUUUGAUUGAAUUCUGAUUCAAGAAUAAUAUUAACACUAUUACUACCCAUAUUACAGAAAAUCUUAUUUUGAAAAAAGCAAUAGGUACUGCAGUUGCCUUUUUCUAAUUCUAUAGGUAGUUUAUUUAUUCAAAAUAUGAUAUAUGAAUAUUAAUAUUUAAAUAUAUAGGCUACAUACACGAUUAAAUAAAAACACACAUAUGUUGUCAAAUUCUACACAGUUUUAUUCGGUACACGACCAUGGUUUCGUGACCACACCGGUCACACUUUCAAGUUGACUGACAACAUAGGCUACACGCUUAUGCAAUGAGUUUCAAUAUUUAAAUUUUGUACAAAUGGAACUAUGUGCUGGUAGGACUAAACAACAUAAUACUAUUUCUUUUUACUUUGAAACUGUUUGAAAAAUUUCUGUAAACAGAGUGCAAUUUAUUAAUUUUAGCUUUGAAGCAUGUAACCUAUACCGGUACAUAUCACAUUGAAUAUUAUUGGUGAUUCAGAAUUUCAAUAUCACAAAGGGUUUCUAUGAAACAGGUUCUUGAUCAUGAUAUUUUUCAUAACAGUUGGAGAAACCAGGCUAAAGGUUUAUUCAGGGUACUGUAUCCUAGCGUCGCAUCUCGUCAACCAUUAAGUAUGUAGCCCACUCACAGGGCAAGCGCAGUAAUCCAAGUUACAUCCUUCCAACAAAAAGAAACAUGAAUCUAUCAUUGUUUGCUGUCACACAGCUAUGUUGACACCUACUAAUCAUAUCAUUAUGUUGGUAACUUCAGUUUACAAUCAGGGUGAACUGAAAAGUAAACAUUUUCAUUUUUCAUUUCUUGUUUUUAGCUUGUUAUAGCUUACUGCAUAAUUUAUACACUUCGAGAUUUGCGCUUGUCCCGUGAGUAGGUACGUCCAUAUACAUGAGAGUAUAACAUAGCUUGAUGCUUUGCUGAGAUGGUCAUCGGGACGAGGGUCUCUCCACCAAAGAAAUCUAUCAACUUGAUAUUUAAGAGCCAUUUAUAGACUUUAUCAAUAUUUAUGAUACUGUGCAAAUCUGUCUUCCAGUUGAGAUUUCAAUGAAUUUUUGAUUUUUCAAAUUGUAUCGUUCAUUAUAACUAUUAAAAUCAAAAUAACAAUUUACUUAAUGUUAUACUUCAGAAAUUAUAUUGCUGUUACCGUACUAUUUCUUACUGUUAGGUAGGCUCGGAAAGAGCUCUAUGUUUAUCAAGAAAAUUAUUUAUUGAUAAUUGCGUUUUUUGUAUUGUUAUAGAUAACAUUAUAGUUCAUAACGAUAUUAAAACAAUAAUCUAUAUUAUUCUAUCAAGAAGCAUUCAUUUCCUUAGAAGUGUUGAUUUUUACAAUUAAUUCAAUUCUAUAACUUCAAUGUUAAAUGACAUCAUAAAUUACCGUACUUUAUUGAAGUUCAGUGAAUAUUAUUAUUUAUUCUUUCAAUUUCAAUACAUUUCAUACCGUACAAUAAAUAUAUUAUUUUUAUGUAAUGAAAAAUAUUUAAUGUUAUCCAUCUAUAACAUGUUAUCACAUGAAUAUUUUUUAAAUAAAUUUAACUUAUAUGUUUUCCUAUAUUUGAGAGGCAUAUGGAAUCUAAUUUCAAAAAAUAUUACAAUCAAAAAAUUGAGCUAUAUGUUUUAAUAAUCGUUCUCCAUAGAGAAACCAAAGAUGAGAGUUGCAUCUAUGUUACGCAUCUUAAUUUUUUUAAUUAUCAAAUUAAUUCUAUUUCAACUUACUGAACUAUUUUUUCUUCUACUUUUACCGUAUUAUUUAUUGAAAAAACUACUCAUAUUGAUGUAUUGUUCUAAACUUAAAUUUUCUGUUGUCAAAAUGGUGAUAGAAUUAAUAAUCCAUGAUGAGUUAGGCUAUCUGAAACAAAAUUGAAUUGUUAUUAUUUCCACUUAGUAUUUUUUAUAAAAUUGAAUAUUCAGAAUGGUUCUAUCUUAAGAAUUAGUAGUAGAUAGUUCUACUAUAACAUUAAUUAUGCCAAUUUGAUCAAGUUAUUGAAAUUUGUGAAUGCUGUAGCUCUGUACCAAGUUUCCUUAUUUGAAUUAUAUAUGAGAGAAAAUUAUUAAUAAGAUAGCACAAACUAUUGUGUUUGUGUUAUUAUGUCUAUGUAUGUAUCAUGUUGCAAGCUUGAAUUAGAUCUUUGAAAGAACCUAUCAUGAUGUUAAUAUAUGUGAAAAAUCUAUUUUCAAAAUUCAUGUUGAAUUAAAAUGUGAAAAUCUUUAAUAAUAUAGAGAAAUGUAUAUCUUGUAAAUUUCUGGACAGUAUUUGAUAAACUUCAGUAGGCCUAAUGUGGAUAAUUUAUUGCUUACGUCAAAUUUUUCUUACCAGUUGAACUCACUUUUUAAUUAUUAUUUCAAUUUUACUCCCAAUAAAGUGGUAAGGCAAGAAUUCUACAAUAAAUUACAUAGAAUAUUUUAUGAUUCUGUACUUUUUUAUUUGUAACUUGGAUAGAACAGUAAGCUAUCUAUUUGGGUUAUGAGUACGCCUAUGUUGUUUCAAAUUGACCAACUAGUGAUUAAUCAUUUCCUUCUACUAUUGUUAAGACUUCAUUACACAGGUUACAGGUGAAUAAUUAUUGCAAGUAAACAGAAAAAUAUUCACAUUCUUAACUAUUUCAAAGAAACUUACCUACUUCUCCAAUACGGGUUUUUAGUGGCACAUCUUGAGAUUAGGUCAGUUGAAAACACAGUAUAAUUUAUUUUAUGUAAAAAAAUGUAUAUAAAGAGUGAGUUAAUCAAUCCCAUUUUCAACAUAGUUAAAAAAUAAAAUUAAAUUGGAACUUGAUAUAUCAUAUUUGACAAACAUGACCUAAGAAUCUCGUUAACUUACACCAAGUUAUAUUCUGGAUUUGUUGCAAGAACUUGACACUUGAAACCCAAAAAUCAAAAUAAUCAUUGAGGGUUGAGCCUUCAAUAUUAUGCUAUUCUAGAAAUCUUUCAUGAUUUUACUCUCUUUUUUAAAAUUAGCAGUGAUAGAUGCUUGUAACUAUUAUUGAAUAAAAUACUUUUUUAAUGACUUUAAUUUAAA
Molecule: messenger RNA, 4675 nt
Organism: Nilaparvata lugens (brown planthopper)
Lineage: Eukaryota; Metazoa; Arthropoda; Insecta; Hemiptera; Delphacidae
Product: rho-related GTP-binding protein RhoN
Exons: 5
Coding region: 209-943 (244 amino acids)
Biological process (GO): small GTPase-mediated signal transduction
Molecular function (GO): GTP binding; GTPase activity
Source: RefSeq, a predicted model, not a curated record